AUGGAUUCAUCCGAAGCUUUGGUACCAGAAUCUAGCUGCUCAACUGGUACCGGGCUGUCGUCCGAUCCUGCAGGCUUGCAUUCAUUUACGCCCUCGUCGUCUGCCCAACCGGUGUCCACCAGCUUGGACUCGAAGUCUUACGCAGAAACCAGUCCAUCAUUUUUAGUUCAGAACGGCCAGCUGCCAGUCUCUCCUUUGCAUCAGGAUACACCCGUCAACGCAACCAUCCCUAUACCGCCACCCAAUUCUGCUCAGACAUUGAAUAUGACCUCUCUUUCUCCCGCAAAACACGUUCUGCUAUCGAGCCGUUCACAUAUCGAUCGUUUUGACGUUGGGCUCAUUGGUGUGCAGGGAGCGCAGGAUCUAGUAUUAGACCUCAACGCGCAUCGUUCGGCUGUUACCAAACUCAACCUUUCUCACAAUUGCUUGGGCGAUGCCGGUAUUGCGCACCUCUUCGUUUUUCUUUCCUCUCCAGAUGGCCUCAGGCACCGCAGAUCGAUAUCCGAGCUCAGCCUCAACAGUAAUAGCAUUGGGAAUGAAGGCUUUCGCUAUCUUGCGGAAUACAUACGCAGUAGUGACGCCUUGAGAACAAUAUGGGCGCAGAACAAUGAACUGACUUCCGACACGGAGACUCUUACCAUCCUUGCCAAUGCUCUGAACAAUUCUCGAGUGAAUCUCUUCUCACUCACUGGAAACAAGGAUCUAGGGGACAUGUUUAUUGAACAGUUCCUUCCGUUGCUUCACACACCUUAUCUAAAAGAAUUGCACCUAAAUACGUUGAGAAUUACACAGGAUAGCGCGCCUGUCAUUGCGGAAUGGAUCACCUCAAGGAAGGCAGGGGGAGAUCGGAGGUGUAUGCUAGAAACCUUCAAGUGCAACGGCAACAGCUUAGGGCUGAAGGGCGUGAGGCAGAUUGUGCAAGCCAUUGAGAAGGGAAAUUGGGGUCUCACGAAGGUGGAGAUGUAUGCGAACCAACUUGGAGAACUUGAGGAAACCGAUGAAAACGAUAUCGUACCAGAAACACCGAUGUCAAAUAGAUCAGCUCGCAUCGACGCUGCGUGGAAGGAAACAGAGGUCGCUCUUCGCAGAGUGCUCCUACGGAAUACGCAUUGGAAGCGGCAAACAGAAAAGGAAGCGCUGAGUCUCUUAAGGUAUUCCAGAGCUCUUCUUCUGCGCACCAAGACACCUCAACCUACUCCAAGGGGCCCGACUCCAGUUUCCUUCCAAACCUUGCCUAUGGAGCUCCAACUUCAUAUUAUCGCCCUCUUUGCUCCAACGCUCUCAGCCGCUCAGCGCAGUCGAGUGUACAACUAUGCCGCCGAUGUAUCCACACUUCCACCCCUCCUGCCAUCUCUCCGGCGUGGGACGGGUAAAAGUUGCCUAGCGGAUCCUACAAGCUUCCUCGGGGUAGAUGUGGGAUUUGAAGUCCUUGGCGGUGGCAGUGGAAGAUGUGCAGAGGGCAAGUGCAUGGGAGUAGGGAACAGUUUGUUAUGCAGAAGAGAGGAAGAACGAGUGAAGUGGUUAGAGGUAGUGGGAUGCAGUACUUACGAUCCAGAUACAGAAGAAUAG
This is a messenger RNA of Serpula lacrymans var. lacrymans S7.9, 1569 nucleotides long. RefSeq lists its product as uncharacterized. NCBI's taxonomy places the organism in Eukaryota, Fungi, Basidiomycota, Agaricomycetes, Boletales, Serpulaceae. Bases 1 to 1569 code for a protein of 522 amino acids. Gene Ontology annotation, biological process: activation of GTPase activity; nucleocytoplasmic transport. The record is from RefSeq and is a predicted model, not a curated record. Gene Ontology annotation, molecular function: GTPase activator activity; small GTPase binding. The transcript has 3 exons. Gene Ontology annotation, cellular component: cytosol; nucleus; perinuclear region of cytoplasm.